Molecule: messenger RNA, 336 nt
Organism: Trichoplax adhaerens
Lineage: Eukaryota; Metazoa; Placozoa; Uniplacotomia; Trichoplacea; Trichoplacidae
Exons: 3
Coding region: 1-336 (111 amino acids)
Source: RefSeq, a predicted model, not a curated record
AUGUCUGUCCGUCCAAAGGAGUGUCCAGUUCAGUCCCAGGUCUGCAGCUAUUUGGCCAGAACGGUUCUGUCAAUGACAGCUAUGGGUCUUUUAAAACGUAGCCGUAAGCCCGAAAAGGGAUUGUAUGGAGCAUUGGAUAUACUUGUAGAUACCGCGACAGGUCCAUCGCCAUAUAUAGUAAAUCUAUCUCCAUUUAGUCCUCGACUAUUAUUCUGGGCCAUGCCGGCCAUCUUUCAUCGUAUGAAGAAGGAUGAUGAACAUUCGAUAUCCCUAAUCCUGACAAUGGGCUAUGGCUGGUGGUGUGGUAUAUCCACGGUUGGCAUUGAUAUGACUUAA